Adineta steineri is the source of this 1596-nucleotide messenger RNA. NCBI's taxonomy places the organism in Eukaryota, Metazoa, Rotifera, Eurotatoria, Adinetida, Adinetidae. The record is from the annotation of a GenBank genome assembly.
AUGAAUUAUCAUCUAGUUACACUUGUUCUAUACACUAUCGGUGGAAGUUUAGCAACAUUUACCAAUAAAAUGAAUAGUACUACUAUUUCAUCAACAGUCAAAAAUACAACAACAACAAUGACAAAAAUAAAAAAACUUGCUAAAUAUACAAAUGAAAAUAAACUAUCGGGAACUCAAUACAUGUCUGAAGUUGGUUCACGUUGUACUGAUGAUGGUUUUUUUGCUGAUCGAGAUGAUUGCCGUAAAUUUCAUGUAUGCUAUGGUGGUACACAAUCAGUUCGUUGGUGUAAAAAUGGAAUGCUUUGGGAUGAAACUAAAAUUGGUUGUAGUUUACAAAGUUCAACAUCAUGUAUUGGUGGUAGAAAAAAAUGGGGUCAAGAGGAAGAUACAACAACAACAACUACAACAGCAUCAACAAUGAUAGGAACAGAUUCUAAAUUGGGUAAAGGUAAUUAUACAUGUCGAUCUGGUGCAACUGGUUUCUUUGCUGAUCCAAGUUCAUGUUCGAUAUAUCAUUGGUGUGUUAUUGGAGUUCUUCAAUCAACACAUCGUUGUAAUGCUGGAUUACAUUUUUCAGCUAGUGCAAACGGAUGUUUAUGGCCAAAAGAUGCUGAAUGUGAAGGACAAAUAGCGCCACCAUAUUCACCAAUUGAAUGUGCCACAGGUAGUUCAGGUUAUUUUCCUGAUCCAUAUGAUUGUUCUGUAUUUCAUUAUUGUGAUGGAGCGAAAAGUCAAAGUGAUUCUUUACUUUGUUCAUCUGGUCUGAUAUGGAGUUCACGUAUGGAAAGUUGUGCUUGGCCUCAUGAAGUGACAGAAUGUCAAAAUUCAUGUCCAGCAAAUUAUUCAAGUCAAAUGCGUUUUGCUGAUCCAGUUAUAUGUUCUCAAUAUGUUCAAUGUGUUGAUGGUCAUUUAGAACAACGAACAUGUCCCAAUAAUUUAUUAUUUGAUCGUAUUACAAAAACAUGUAAACCAUAUGAACAAGCUGAAUGUCAUGGUGCUAAACCUGAUUCUUCAACAGGAACAACAACAACCACAAUUUCACCAUAUUCAACGCCUGAUAUCAUGUCAAAUAAUGGUGGAGUAAUUAAAAAACAACGUUCGACUCGAUUUAGUUGUAUUUCUGAUGGCUAUUAUGGUGACGCACAAGAUUGUCGUAUUUAUCAUGUAUGUAUUGAUGGACGUGAUUAUCGAUCAAUGUGUGCACCAGGUCUAGCAUGGGAAUCUUUAUUACGUUUAUGUAUGCCAGCUCAUUUAACUGGUUGUCAAAGUUCAAAAUCUUUUGAACCACCAUCAGGAUCAUCGAAGAAAAAAUGGUUUCCAUUUACACGUUCAGUUCUAAAAACGACAACAACUACAACAACAACAUCAACACAGGCUGUACCAUUUGGAUUACCAUCUAUUUUUACUUGUGCUGGUCGUUCUAAUGGUUAUUAUGCAGAUCCUGUACAUUGCCAUAAAUUUCAUUAUUGUGCUACAGGCUGGCAUAGUGUAAUGGAAUGCGACAAUGGUUUAGCAUAUUCAGCGCAAGAUAAUGAUUGUGUUCCUGCCGAACUGGCCGAUUGUGGAAAUAAUCGAUUAAUGAGAAAGAAAUAUUAA